AGAGUGUGUGUGUGUGUGUGUGUGUGUGUGUGUGUGGAGUGGGCGGAUAGCUCUGAUCCUCCUGCGUUGUGUCUGGCUGGAGUGUUUAGAGAUGCAGUGCACAUGUAGGCAGUCAGAGUGUGUGUGUGUGUGUGGAACAGAUCACAGCUCUUCUCUCCACAAACAUCUUCUCUGGCAGAAGCUCUUCUACGCCGACAGUGCCGAUGGCCUCCAGCGCUCGGAUCCUGUGUGUGAUCCUGUUCUCCUGGGUUCUGCUCUCGAGUCCGACCGAGUCCAAGCGGAACCGAGGCGCGAUCCCUCACCCGGACAAGAGCACCCCGAACGAGUCGGACCAGAACCAGAACCAGAACCAGAACCCUCAUCAGAGAGGCAGGAGCCGAGGCUCAGAGGAGGUUCUGGAGUCCAGCCAGGAGGCGCUGCACGUGACCGAGCGCCGGUACCUGAAGCGGGACUGGUGUAAAACCCAGCCGCUCAAACAGACCAUCCACGAGGAGGGGUGCGUGAGCCGGACCAUCAUCAACCGGUUCUGCUACGGCCAGUGCAACUCCUUCUACAUCCCGAGACACGUGCGCCGAGAGGAGGGAGCGUUCCGGUCCUGCUCGUUCUGCAAACCCAAACGCUUCACCACCAUGAGCUUCACCCUGAACUGCCCCGACCAGCAGCCGCCGACCCGGAAGAAGCGCGUGCAGCGGGUCAAGCAGUGCCGGUGCAUCUCCAUCGAGCUCGACUGAGGGUCCGGGGUCUCGGGUCUGGGUCU
Rhinichthys klamathensis goyatoka is the source of this 757-nucleotide messenger RNA. RefSeq names its product gremlin 1b (gene grem1b). Lineage: Eukaryota; Metazoa; Chordata; Actinopteri; Cypriniformes; Leuciscidae. The record is from RefSeq and is a predicted model, not a curated record. The transcript is spliced from 2 exons. Bases 204 to 731 code for a protein of 175 amino acids. Gene Ontology annotation, biological process: animal organ morphogenesis. Gene Ontology annotation, molecular function: BMP binding; receptor ligand activity.